UAAGAACCUAAUUAUGUACCUUUUCAAUUUAAAGCCUGUUCUCUGGUUUGCCGUCUUAUUCCAUAAUGGAAAUCUGGAGAAUAUGGGCGGAUACAGGAUCAACAGAAAUGAACAGGCGUGCCAGUGUGGUUUUGCUGCUUUUGAUCUGGAUCCCUAUUGUCAGGGGCGAUUUCCCGUGCCUUUGUUGCUAUUCUCUCGAGGCGUCUGUGUACCAAGAGAAAACUCUGAACGCCGGAACGCUUGGAUAUAUGUAUGAGUUUGAUUGUAAGCCAUUGUACGACAAUUUGACCAUCCCAGACAAUUCAUGGACUGCCAUUCAGUUUGAACACAAGAUCGGUUAUGUCCCGAUGACACAGGACCAGGUGAUUCAGCAAUGCCCGGGAAGUAUCCCUACAGGGGACCAAGUGGCCGAAACGUCGUCAGCUACCACGUCUACAACGCAUCUUUCUUCGACUGAGUCACCAACAACUCAUUCUCCUUCAACAGGACCACAAACAACAUCCCCUCUAACAGCACAACCAACUUUGCCACAACCAUCAACAGCGCAAUCGAUUAAAACCCAGCCACCGACACACCAUAAUAUAACAACCCAAAUUACUUCAACCUAUAUACAUGAAACACAACCAAUUGAAACACCAUCGCCUUCGACUUCACAACCUGCAACACAAUCACCAACAACACAAACACCAAUCACGCAACUUUCAACACAUAUCCAACCGAUUACAUUACAACAGCCUCUAUCAACAACCAAGCAAUUUACAACAACCCCUUUUCUCAUAACAUCCAAAGAAUCUACAAUACAAACGACAAAACCAACCGCGCAUCCUUCUUUGACGACAAUUCACAUCAAACCCCCGUUGACCACCUUGCAUCAUGCUAAUACGCAUAUGCCGUCAACGACGCAUGCACCAGCAAACUCAUGCCCAGAGAAUGUUGUCACUCACGCUUCGGAUCACCAAGGCUACGUUAUGUCACGUGGGUACAGCUGUUUCGAAUUUGUCAAUCAUACGAAAACUUGGAACGAUGCCGAGGGAAGUUGUCGACAUAGGGGAGGUCACCUUACUUCCAUCAAGAAUCAAGCUGAGGAGAACGCUUUGCUCGUGUUCAUGUAUGAUAUUGGAGUCAAGAACAAGACCUGGAUUGGGUUAACAGAUCAGCAUCAUGAACAUCGUUUUAUAUGGUCGUCAGGUCUGCCACUUUACUGGACCAACUGGAUUCCUGGAAAUCAAAACCAUCGUUACUUUAACGAUGACGAUUGCGUUACUCUUGUUCCUGAUACUUCAAUGGUUUCCGCUUCAAGUUCAAACUCGCUCGGAACCUGGGAUGACGUGCACUGCGACAUAAAGAAACCUUUCAUCUGCCGAUUCGAAUCGAAUCCAUGGUGGCAUUUAAGUGGAUGAAAGAAAACAAUAAACUGAGCAAUAUGU
Dreissena polymorpha is the source of this 1427-nucleotide messenger RNA. RefSeq lists its product as uncharacterized. The record is from RefSeq and is a predicted model, not a curated record. The coding region runs from base 66 to 1400 and encodes 444 amino acids. The transcript has 8 exons. Lineage: Eukaryota; Metazoa; Mollusca; Bivalvia; Myida; Dreissenidae.